Cygnus atratus (black swan) is the source of this 4806-nucleotide messenger RNA. It is a transcript of the gene COL22A1, whose product is annotated as collagen type XXII alpha 1 chain. Bases 7 to 4806 code for a protein of 1599 amino acids. Lineage: Eukaryota; Metazoa; Chordata; Aves; Anseriformes; Anatidae. The transcript has 64 exons. The record is from RefSeq and is a predicted model, not a curated record.
GGAGAUAUGUCUGUUAUGGGAAGACGCCGCGUACCCCAUCUCCUGGUUCUUCUUACACUUGUGUUCGGCGGGGAGAGAACUGAGGCACAAAGAGCAGGUUGCAAGAACGUUCACUAUGACCUCGUGUUCAUCUUGGAUGCCUCCUCCAGUGUCGGAAAAGAAGAUUUUGAGAAGGUUCGGCAGUGGGUGGCUAACUUGGUGGAAACUUUCGAGAUUGGCCCGGAUAAAACCCGCGUAGGUGUGGUGCGAUACAGUGAUCGGCCGACCACCGAGUUCGACCUGGGAAAAUACAAAACCCGUGAGGAAAUCAAAGAGGCCGCCAGAAAAAUUAAGUAUUAUGGGGGCAACACAAACACUGGAGAUGCUCUCAGGUACAUCAACAUGUACAGUUUUUCCAAAGAAGCAGGUGGGAGACUUAGUGAUCGAACUGUUAAAAAAGUGGCUAUCCUUCUGACUGAUGGAAGGAGCCAGGAUUACGUCUUGGAUCCAGCCACUGCAGCCCGUCGGGCUGGAAUUAGGAUCUUUGCUGUGGGUGUUGGUGAAGCCUUAAAAGAGGAACUUGAUGAGAUUGCUUCAGAACCCAAGUCUGCUCACGUGUUUCAUGUCUCCGAUUACAAUGCCAUCGAUAAAAUUCGGGGGAAGCUGAGAAGACGUCUCUGUGAAAACGUUCUGUGUCCAAAUGUCCGUGUGGAAGGAGAUCGAUUCAAGCAUACCAAUGGGGAGACUGAUGAGAUUCCAGGAUUUGACCUGAUGGAUUCGUUCAGCGUGAAACAGAUCUUUGGAAUGAAAGAAAAUGGAAUUCAAAGCUCUUAUGUACGACUUGGAAGUUUUCCUGUUGUUCAGAAAACUGAGGAUGUAUUUCCACAAGGUCUGCCUGAUGAAUAUGCCUUUGUAACUACCUUCAAAUUCCGGAAGGCUUCCAGAAAAGAAGACUGGUAUAUUUGGCAGAUUAUUGACAAGUACGGCAUACCACAGGUCUCAAUCCGUCUGGACGGAGAGAACAAAGCGGUGGAGUACAAUGCCGUUGGGCUCACCAAAGAUGCCGUGAGAGUGGUCUUCCGCAGCGCACGAGUCAGUGAUCUCUUUGACCGCAGCUGGCACAAGAUUGCCCUCAGCAUUCAGUCAACGGCUGUCUCGCUUUACAUAGACUGCAAGCUGGUGCAGAUGCUGCCUAUUGAGGACAGGGAAAAUAUCGACAUUCAGGGAAAGACUGUGAUUGGCAAACGCUUGUACGAUAGCGUCCCCAUUGACUUUGAUCUUCAGCGGAUGGUUAUUUACUGUGAUUCUCGGCAUGCUGAGCUGGAGACCUGCUGUGACAUUCCCUCUGGACCAUGCCAGGUCACAGUCCUGACAGAAGCACCUCCUGUGGAAGUGAAGCCCACUGUUGGCAGCGAGCAAGUUGCCCACCUCAAGACCGUCAAUUGCUCCUGUUCUGCCGGAGAAAAGGGGGAGAGAGGUCCAAUAGGCCCUGAAGGUCCUAAAGGCCAAAAGGGAGAAAGUGGCAGUCAAGGGCUUCCUGGACUCAGAGGAGAAAAAGGAGAGUCAGGCAGAGCCUAUGGCAGAGGAGAAAAAGGAGAAAAGGGGUCCCUUGGCUUGCCCGGCCUCCCGGGAAAGGAUGGAGCAAAAGGAGAAGCCGGUGAACCAGGACAGCCGGGAGCAUUUGGACUGCCUGGGCCAGCAGGUCCAAAGGGAUCUGAGGGAAAACAGGGUCCUCCAGGCAUUAAAGGCUACGUAGGAGCACCGGGUCUACAAGGAGAAAGAGGAGAAAAGGGAACACGAGGAGACAAGGGAGAACGAGGCCUAGAUGGACUCCCAGGAAAGCCAGGUGUGGAGGGGAAUCAGGGCCCUGCUGGCAGCCCAGGCCCUCCAGGUACCAGUGGGACCAAAGGAGAAAAGUCUUCCUCAGGUGAACCAGGGCUCCCAGGAUUGCCAGGCUCUUCAGUACACACUGAAGGCUUAAAAGGCAAGCAAGGAGAGCCUGGCCCACGAGGACCACAAGGCCAACCUGGACUUCCUGGACCUCCAGGAGAGGCUGGUCCAGAAGGCAAGCCUGGAGUCCCGGGUUUACCAGGUCAAAGGGGUAAGAAGGGGGAACCUGGAUUCCCAGGAAUCAAUGGUCUAAUUGGCCCUCAGGGACCUCCAGGGCCCCCAGGCAUUGCUGGACCCCCUGGACCACCUGGAGCACCAGGACUGCCAGGAGAGAUUGGCGUUUCUGGUAAAACCGGACCUCCAGGAGCAGCUGGUUUGCCAGGCAAAGAUGGAUUAAAUGGUCUUCCUGGGCUCCCGGGCCAAAAGGGAGAACAAGGGGAAAAGGGCGAGGAAGGCUUUCCUGGAAAAGCUGGCCCUAAGGGUGACCCAGGGAGCCGUGGCCAAGCUGGUGAACAGGGCGAAGCAGGUCUUCCUGGUCCUCGGGGCUUACCUGGACUGAACGGAGAAAAAGGAGACCAGGGAGAAAAAGGAAAAGAUGGUCUCCUGGGACUGAAAGGUGAAAGAGGAGAAAAGGGUGACACGGGUUCCCCUGGCCCACCUGGCUUACCUGGAACAACAGCCUUCUUCACCCCACACCCUAGGAUUCCUGGUGAACCUGGACCAAAAGGGGAGAAAGGAGAUCAAGGAACAAGCGGAGAACCUGGAUUACCAGGGGUCCCAGGUGAACAGGGUGUCCCAGGACCUGCAGGACUACAGGGCACAAAGGGGCAGAAAGGAGCUCGAGGAGAAGUUGGAGCCCCUGGAGAGGCUGGUGCGACUGGACCAGCAGGGCCCCCAGGUCCAAGAGGCUUGCCAGGAAAUGUGGGAGUGCAUGGAGACCCUGGACUACCAGGAAAGGAGGGAGAAAAAGGGGAAAAGGGUGACCCAGGAAAAGAUGGAAAAGUGGGAUUACCAGGGCCUGCUGGUGAGCCUGGGCCUGUUGGAGAGCCAGGUUUGCCUGGCAAGGGUAAAGAUGGAGAACGGGGGGAAAGAGGCCCACCAGGCUUGCCAGGACCUUUUGGGCAUAAGGGUGAGAGGGGAGCUCCAGGCCUCCCUGGACAGCCAGGAGACAGAGGUGUGCCAGGAAUCGGACUGGCUGGACCCCCUGGCCCCGUUGGACCCCCAGGAGGCAAAGGGUCAUUGGGUCCCCGUGGUGUACCUGGUAUCCCUGGACCACAGGGGCCUCCUGGCCAGGAUGGUCUACCUGGAAAUCCAGGGGAAAGAGGACCUCCUGGAAAACCAGGUUCCUCACCCCUGCUCUCUCCAGAGGACAUCAAUCUCUUAGUAAAGGAUGUGUGCAGUGAGUGCCCUCCUGGCCCACCAGGACUACCAGGCAUUCCAGGCUUCAAAGGCGAUAAAGGUCUCCGAGGACCACCAGGUAGAGAUGGCCAGGAUGGGAAAAUGGGAAAUGCUGGUCCCAGAGGUCCUGCAGGCCCACCUGGGCUGGAUGGUCCAAAGGGUGCUAAAGGAGACCGUGGUACAACUGGGGAUGCAGGAGAAAAAGGAGAACAGGGCCACCCUGGGAUGCCCGGCUUCGCAGGGGCUCCUGGAAAUCCUGGUCCUCCUGGACCAGAUGGGGCACCAGGACCAAUAGGACCAGCAGGAAACCCAGGAGACAUAGGUAAAGAUGGCCCUCCAGGUCCACAGGGCCCACCAGGUGUGCCAGGACUUCCUGGCAUUGCUGGGAAUGAUGGCAAAGAUGGCAAGCCAGGAUCUCUUGGGGAACCGGGAAAACCUGGAGAACCAGGGCUCCCAGGCCAGGAGGGUGCCAGAGGCUUACCGGGUUUCAAAGGACAGAGAGGAGACACAGGUCCCCCAGGUCCCCGGGGGGAACCAGGUGCGACAGGUCCUGCUGGGCGUGAGGGGCCACCAGGGAAGGAUGGCGAUACUGGUCCCAUAGGACCACAGGGUCCUCGAGGACUCAGAGGGCAGCCGGGCAAGAAUGGAUUGCCUGGAUCUGCAGGAGAGCCUGGCCCAGCAGGUAACCCAGGUCCUAAAGGAAAUAAAGGAGAGAACGGCAGCCCAGGACUCCCUGGCUUCAUAGGACCCCGAGGACCACCUGGAGAUCCAGGAGAAAAAGGCCCUCCAGGAAAAGAGGGUGCACCAGGGAAACCAGGUGAAAUUGGCUCCAAAGGAGACAGAGGAGACCCUGGCAUCAAAGGAGAAAAGGGUCCUCAAGGAGAAAAGGGCCCUCCCGGUGAACCUGGGAUACCUGGUCAUAAAGGUCAUCCAGGACUGAUGGGUCCCCAUGGACCACCAGGAGACACAGGGCAGGUUGGACCUCCUGGUCCCCCAGGACAGCCAGGAUUUCCAGGACCAAGGGGGGAACCUCCAUCUCUAGAGACUUUGAGAAGACUCGUCCAAGAGGAAUUAGCUAAGCAGCUAGAUGCAAAGUUAGCCUACCUCUUGGCUCAGAUGCAGCCUGCACAUGUAAAAGCAUCCCAUGGCAGGCCAGGACCUCCUGGUCCCCCUGGGAAAGAAGGACUACCAGGAAGAACUGGCCCCCCAGGAGAGCCUGGCCGGCCUGGACAGACUGGGUCUGAAGGGCUACCUGGCCCUGUUGGGCCCAAAGGAGAAAGAGGAGCAAAGGGUGAGAAAGGAGAUACUGGCAUUGGCCAACGAGGUGAAAUAGGUCCUCCAGGAAUUCCAGGCCUCCCAGGGGAGCCAGGCUAUGCCAAAGAUGGGAUGCCAGGACCACCUGGCCCUCAAGGUGAAGCUGGGGUGCCUGGUCUCAUGGGCCCACAGGGACCUCCAGGAGCCAAUGGACAGUGUGACCCCACUCAGUGCGCUUACUACGCAAGCCUGGCUGCCAGGCCCGCCAAUGUCAAAGGGCCCUAG